Molecule: messenger RNA, 1558 nt
Organism: Lutzomyia longipalpis
Lineage: Eukaryota; Metazoa; Arthropoda; Insecta; Diptera; Psychodidae
Product: protein maelstrom homolog
Exons: 1
Coding region: 87-1385 (432 amino acids)
Biological process (GO): spermatogenesis; piRNA processing; negative regulation of DNA-templated transcription
Cellular component (GO): nucleus; P granule
Molecular function (GO): sequence-specific DNA binding
Source: RefSeq, a predicted model, not a curated record
UGCGCGUUGUAUCAGCGAGUGGAAAUUUAUCGUUUUUCCUGAAAAAGUAUUGGAGUUUUCACGAUAAUUGAAGGAAAAUUAGUAAAAUGCCACCGAAGAAGCGUCCACCAUUCUUCCACUUCAUGCUGGAAGUGCAGAAGGCGCACGAAAAGGCUGGACAGCACUACGCCAUGAGUGAAAUGCCCGCCAUUGCGUCGCCCCUCUGGGAGCGUAUGACCAAGGAGGAGAGAGCAAAGUACGAGAGGAUGUCCAAGGAGUCCUCUGGACAGCCUACCAGCAGCCAUAUCAAUGCAGGAAGCAUUAAGACAUGUCAUGGUAUUGAUCACGCGGAAGUGGAGCGGGAGCAGCGUCAGGCAGCAAACCAGGAGAAGAAGAUGAAGGAUGAUGUCCGGGACAUCAUAAACAGAGCAAUAUUGGCUCAGGAUCUGGGACAGAAGACUUUCUUUGUGAUCCACAUCAAUUACUUCUGCGAAUCAAUGGAUCCCGAUGGAGCUCGCCGGUAUGAUGCAGCCGAGCUGGCGAUUCUCGACUUUUCACUGCAAGACGGGAUAAAGCGUGGCAUGCACACAUUCAUGAAGCUCCAUACGCUUCCCUAUGGGUAUGGCUUUGAGGCAUCGCGCUACUCAAAGGAAACUCACCAACUACCACUGCCUCCGGACACAAUUGGCAAUACCACCAUCCGGGAAGCUUUGCAGGAAGUUCUUCGUUUUAUUGGCCACGAAGAGGGUGUCUGGCCGCCAAUUUUUACAUCCGACACUGACAUUCCCGUCGUCCAGAGUAUCUUCCGGGAAGUUCUCAGUCAGGUGGCUGGGGUAAAUGUCAACGACGUGCGCAUCUACUCGCUGUCCCAGCUGCUGUUCCACAUGAAGAAUGCCACCCACAGCCAGGCAACCAAAGUGAACACUGAACAGCCCUUUGCAUCGAUCUUCCUGGCUGAGAGCUACCUCAAGCGUGAGACUUUCGACUACUCCGAGGGAUUGCCGUGUGAGUACCACGUGGAUAUCGACAGGGUGACCCACUGCUCCCAGACGAAGGUCAAAGGAUGGGCAUACUCCAUCAUCCACACAUGUGCUCCGGAUCUGGACAUUGAAUUCGUGGAGGGAAAGCACGAGCCAAUGAUGACUUUGGCUGUGCCACAACUGAAAUUUCCGGACGAUGAAUCCUUCUCGUCCUUCUUCACAGCUUCGAACGUCACGCCAAGAGCCAUCCCCGUGAGCCACACACCGAGCGUAAAUCGCCACAAUGACUCCAACUUGGCCCAGUUCCCGGUAGCCUACAUGUCCACCUACGCCGAGAACACCGAAGACGUCUCCAUGGCAAAUACAGAUGAAUUCCCACUAAUGCGUGAAUUCAAGCGUGGAAAGGGACGUGGGAACCUCCUUUAGACAUCCUCAACAUAUCCUUUCGUUUCAAUUUAUUCAAGUUUUUCCUAAUUAUUUGUUACAGAUGUCCCAGAAAUCGUGUUUUGAAGUUUUUCAAGAAUUUCUUUUUAUUAUUAAGACAAUUUGAAUUAUCUUUAUUAAAAUGUUAAAUAUCCUUCAACAAGAGAUGAAUUAUC